GUCGCCGUCUGCAGGUGUUCAAGCGCCAGCCAAAACUUCCAUCCCCUACCAGUCUAUCACCUCCCAUCUCCUCGGUCUCUCGUUUGGGCGGCGACUCCCUUCCCCCUCCUCGGUACGCGGACAUACAGUAGUCAAAGCGCUGCAGCAAGUCUGGUUUGCGCGACAGUGGAAAAACUUGGACUGGACUUCCGUUGUUUCUGGAAGGCAGGCUCUUCCCACUUCACAUGCGGCCCUUCUCCGUGAGACGGCCCAUAUGUCUAUUAUGUCGACUCAGGCACAGCAAUCCACAACGAGUCUUGCCGUCUCCGCUUCAUCGCGUCGACCCUACCGCUCGCCCCCUUGAGGCGCGAUAUCUGUCGUCCAGCCCCGACCGAAGGCUCCCGAAUGCAAAGCGUCCACCCCGGGCACCUCGAAGGCCGGCGAAACACGAUGCGACCACAGCGCCUGAUAGCACCUUGACUGGCGCGCAGAAGAAUAAAAUAAAGGCCUUCACCGAUUUCCUACCGCUGUUGCAAGAGCAUGCCAGGACGCUGGUGCCCAAGACUGCACCCACGGUCGAUGACCUGAGCCUGGAACAAGUGCUGGGGACUUUCAAACCCAAGACAAAAGCUCUUCGUCGAACGAUUCCCACACUCCAGAGCGCAUAUGCGGAGCGGCCUUUCAAUGUAUUGGACUCGGAUCUUCGCCGAGUCGCGACCCUUACGCCUCGUGGCAAGGUAGAUGUCAUUGAUGACGAGACGCGGAGGAUUCUGAGAGGACUAGGUAUCCUCCAAGAGGGCGGAUCGCACGGUCCUAGCAAGCCGAAGGCCUCUCGUCGCAAGCCUGUGCCUAGAGCCGAGCGACAUACGCCACUGAUCCGCCGCCGGUUAAGUAAAGGGCCGCCGCUCAAGCCGUCGCGAACCUCGCCCGGAGAUCCCGUCGCCGGCGAAGAUGGGACCAGGAGCAGAUCCAAGGCGUCCGAUAAGGAAAGGAUCGCGUCGCUGGACGAAGCGCGCUUGAAAGUGGCCCAACUCGACGGGUUUGCUUUGGUCCCCGUCGAGGUUGCACGCUCCAAGGUCCCUACCUUGAGCCAUGACCUUCCGCGUGUUCUGUUCAAUCCAGGGGUCUAUCAGCUCCAGGAUCCACGGUCCAGGGUCUGGAACUUCGACCCCUACCUGGGUAAUAUCAUGCCGGUCUCCGAGUUCAAUUACGACGCUCUCAACCGAUACAUCACUUCCUCCGAGGAUUUUUCUCUACGUGAAGUGGCUUCGAAACAGGGAAGGCGGUAUAUUGGGUCUACUUCGAGCAUGUCCGGGGUCCUGGCCCAUUUCCAUUUUCUGCUUUCUGCAUGGCGUGAGUUGACCAUGGACAACCUUACCCGCGGCUUCAAAGACGACGGGAGCACAUUCACCAAAAUCCAGAGAGGUCCCACCGCUAUAUUUCUUCGAUACAAGGACGGCGUGUAUGCCGUGGAUGCCGACAAGGAGUUUGACUCGGCAAACAUCCUGAUGAGUUUGGGUCGGUCCAUGGAGAAGCUCCUGACGCUCGACAAGGAUGAAUACGAAAGGUAUCGAAAGACUCAUGACGCCGAGAAAGAUUCUGAGAUGCACUCAUCCGAACCAGAAGCAUACCACUAUAGCGAGCUGGGCAAGUUUUUGCUUCGGUCUCAGCUGGAUGCCCACGACCCCCGACUCCCCGGUACCGGCAUGUUCGACCUCAAAACGCGUGCGGUGGCGGCGGUGCGGAUGAUGGUUCACAAGCAUGAAGAAGGUGCCGGCUAUCAAAUCAAAGAGAGGUUUGGUACCUGGGAAUCGUUUGAGCGGGAGUAUUAUGACAUGAUGCGAUCGGCCUUCCUCAAGUACUCGCUUCAAGUUCGCAUGGGCCGCAUGGAUGGGAUCUUUGUCGCUUACCAUAACACAGAACGCCUGUUCGGAUUCCAGUAUAUCCCACUCCCGGAACUGGACUUGGCUCUGCACGGUCAAUCGGACCCAACACUGGGUGACCGAGAAUUUCGGCACAGUUUCAGACUACUGACCGACAUUUUUGAUCAAGCAACGGCGCAGUUCCCAAACCAGUCGAUAAGAUUUCAUUUUGAAGCUAGAGAGGCAACGUCCGUUCAGGCACCUCAUAUGUACAUCUUUGCAGAACCCGUGACCGAGGAGGAGAUUGCCGAUAUCCAGAGUAAAAAGAAAGAGGAAAUCGAAGCUUAUGAGCGACGAAUCUUCAACCCCAAGCCUCGGCAGACACAGGAUGACGAAUGGGAGAAGGCUGCCCCCGAAGAUGAGGACGAUUUAUUUGAAGCCGAGACAGAAACUGCAAAGUCUGCCGGUCAGGCAACGGCGACACCUCAAACAUCAUCUGCGACGCUAGCUGAGAAAAUGGCGUCCACCAAGAAUUCAAACGCAGCCGACGUCGGCUUUCUACAAGGUCUUAUGGGUGUCAAUCUUUCUGCCAACAGUGCGCCCGAGCCUUCGAAGAAGCAGGCUCAGGCUUCCGAGCCAGCAGCAGAAGAACCGGCGAUCCAGAAGCCCAUUCUCGCCUGGAAAUUGAACAUCCGGAACAUCGUGAACGGGCUUCCCGUCAGCCGGCCUCGAGACUUGCAGCCAGCGGACAGCUGGGAUGUCGAAUAUACAUUGACACCAUUCACCGAAGUGUCUGGGCAACGCAACUACUUGCUGUGCAAGAACCGUCGCAAGGCCGUGUUGGAGGCUCCUCAAAGUGAAGACGAAGCGGUCAGCUACUAUAUCCAGCAACUGCUUUCCAUGAGCCAGAAAGGAGCGGAGUGGCGGCGAAAGUUGGACGAGCUUGAUGCCCAACGUGACAGAGUCGUCCUCUACGGAGAUCGCAUCGGGGCCGACAAAAAGUGAUGGAAUACAGCCGGCCCCGUCGGAGUGACGAAGUAGGCUAUCUUUGUAUAACAAUAUCAAUACUCGGGAAUCCGUGCAACAUGUACCAGACUCAUGGUUACAACUUUUGGAGCGGCGGCUCCCCGGCGAUACAGACCAACCUGGCGGUGCCACGUUGUAGAGAUUUCAGCCUGAGAUUGACAGGCUGGCGAUCACCGAAGAACAGUGAGUACGCCCUGUCGUCCCAAGCACGGUCCCAGCGAUCGAGGGUACUACAGUAGAGACAUGUUUCAGCAGCCAACGUGUUCCUUCGUACAAUCUCAAUACUCUACUUCAGGGUGUGAGCAACGGUAACAAAAGAAGCGUGGAGCAGGAAGAUCGGCCAUGCGUGGUGCGACACUCGCAGUAGGUCAUGGUGUGGAUACCGAUGUGAGCUUCUGGUAGAGUUGGCGUGCUUCAAAUUGGGCGUUAUCGUUCGUCGAGUCAUGCAUUGGUACGUAUGCACUCCACGGCGGCACCCGGAGAUGAGAAGAUAGCAUGACCAACAAGCAAGAUAUGCCUUGGAUGAUACGCAGCCAGAUCCACCUAGAAGUAAUGGGUUUUUGGUUACGUGCGGUUGCCAAUCUUUUUCGUUUGAACUCCC
Molecule: messenger RNA, 3468 nt
Organism: Exophiala dermatitidis NIH/UT8656
Lineage: Eukaryota; Fungi; Ascomycota; Eurotiomycetes; Chaetothyriales; Herpotrichiellaceae
Exons: 1
Coding region: 225-2846 (873 amino acids)
Biological process (GO): mitochondrial RNA 5'-end processing
Cellular component (GO): mitochondrial envelope; mitochondrion
Source: RefSeq, a predicted model, not a curated record